AUGCUGUGUAACGUAUCGUCGAAACGUUUGGAGGACAGAAUUAGCCAAGCGACUCCGACUCAGUCGGAACGUCUUUCGGUUCAGGCGUUCCCAUGGUCGUCUUCGGGUCCGAUCGCAGACCUGUCCGGAAAGUGGUCUCCGUUGUCGGGGUCUUCGUUUAGACCACUGCGCCCGACCGCCCCUGGCUAUUCACUGCCAUCGUAUACGUUGACCACCGGUGGACAGCGCAUUUGCGGCUCGUCUCCGGGCGUACAGUACAUCGACGGCUUGCAUUUGGGCUCGCCUCUGCUUCUGCCGGUGUGCCUCGUCGACUCUUUGUCGCCGGUGCCCAGGUUCGCCCAGCUGCCUGUCUGGUUACCAGUUUUGGAGGAACUGGUCCACAGAGCGACAGAAGAACCUUCGACCGCCGCUUGCCUGCCCCUCGGAUGCGCGGCCGCCUCUGCCUCUGAACGGCAACCGAAUACCAAAGGAGAGUUGCGCUCAAAGGCGACAUGCCAGACGACACCCAGCGGUGUAGCCGUCUGCCCUCGUCGUGCUGAUAGUCGUAUUCGCAACCACAGUUGCCUCCAGCGAUCAGGCUGUUCGUCCGCGUCAUCUUUCUCCUCAUCCGACACACUCAGUGGACACGAAUCAGAUAUGGCCAGCGAAUUUUUCGUUCCUCACCCAGUGGAUGACUACCUCAAAACCGUCAGUGCAGACGAACCUCUCGCGAAGCAGGCGCGAUAUUCUGUCGAUGUCGGUCAUGGUAAGUUUCGUAGUCUCCUGCCUUCUGUCUUCAGUGUCCGCGUAGUUGUGAUGAUUACAACAAAUUCAUGAUU
Molecule: messenger RNA, 818 nt
Organism: Soboliphyme baturini
Lineage: Eukaryota; Metazoa; Nematoda; Enoplea; Dioctophymatida; Soboliphymatidae
Source: the annotation of a GenBank genome assembly